This is a messenger RNA of Phalaenopsis equestris, 1249 nucleotides long. RefSeq names its product urease accessory protein F. Bases 78 to 782 code for a protein of 234 amino acids. The transcript is spliced from 5 exons. Lineage: Eukaryota; Viridiplantae; Streptophyta; Magnoliopsida; Asparagales; Orchidaceae. The record is from RefSeq and is a predicted model, not a curated record. Gene Ontology annotation, molecular function: nickel cation binding.
UGAAUCUGUUGGCGUUAGUCACGGUCGGGUGAUUUAUGGUGAUUUAGUCACGGAUUGCUUUCUUUCUGGAUUAGUUUAUGGAUAUGGAAUCAGAGUCAAUAAUCAACAAUCCCCAUUGGAGCCAAUGGCAGCUACUGGACUCUUUCCUUCCCACUGGUGGGUUUGCUCAUUCUUUUGGCCUUGAGGCUGCCAUCCAAUGUUGCUUUGUGAUGGGCCCUGAAGAUCUUCAGACCUAUACACUCAGUGUCUUGGACAACACUGGUAGCCUCCUCCUUCCAUUUGUGUGCGUGGCAACUAAAUCCCCAGAUUAUGAAACAUGGUUGAAGCUUGAUAGACUCCUUGAAGCCACCCUAACCAAUGAAGUAAGCCGAAAGGCCUCAUCGUCACAAGGAUCGGCGCUUUUAAGAGUUGCUGCUUCUGUUUUUCAUGAGUUUCCAUCUCUGAAGAAGAUCAGAGGGACAGCCAUGGCCGCUGGGGCUGCUUCCUUCCACCAUGCAACAGUUUUUGGGCUUGUAUGUGGUUUGCUUGGAUUUGGAAGUGAGUUCUCUCAACGGGCUUAUAUGCACUUGACAAUGAGGGAUGUUCUUUCAGCUGCUACAAGACUAAAUCUCAUUGGACCAAUAGGGGCAGCUGUUCUGCAGCAUAAAAUGGGUAGCAAUGCUGAGCUGAUUUUGAAGAGAUGGAUGGACCGCCCGAUUGAGGAUGCGUGCCAAACCUCUCCUUUACUCGAUGCCAUCCAGGGAUGUCACGCCUACUUGUUUUCAAGGCUGUUCUGCUCUUAAAAAGAAUUUUGGGGGAUGUUUUCCUGUUUGCUUUUGAGAUUGCUUGACUUUGCUCAAUAUUGUUAAAUAGAGAAUUGACUGUUUGUAUUUUCAGAUCUGGCUACCUGCGGUCGAAAUUAAAAAAAAAAAAAAAAAAAAAGGAAAAAAAAGUGUAAUAGCCACUGCAACUGUUUGAGCAACAACUCUUAUUCUGCAGCAGCUUCACAGCCGCACCUGCCCCAAACAGACCCUGAGUGAAUUAGAAGAGGAAGAGAAUGCUCGGAGGAGAUGGUUCGGGGGGGCGUUGUAGUGCUAGGUUCUGCACAAAGCCUCGGAAAGUAACUAUGAUUUCUCAAAGAAAAGUCAGUGAUCUCAUUUCAUCAAAAAAGAAAAAUAAGCUUGCUGCAAUUCAUUUAAGGAGUGAUCCUGAAUUUGGGAGGGAUUUGAGUGCUGCGUGUGAAAUCUUAGAGGAUGAGGCUGAUGGUAUU